CGAUGUGGGGGCGGAGAGAAGGGCCUUGGGAAGUUGCAUGGUAACCCGCCGGUAAGGCAAGGGAUUCCCGCUCAAGCGUGGGGAGAGAGUUCUGUUCCGCUCCGGCUCGCCUCACACACUCCGGGAAGCAUCAUUCCUUCUCUUACCCGUCACAGCAGCUUCCACCAUGAAAAUCGAGGAGGUGAAGAGCACCACAAAGACCCAGCGCAUCGCUACCCACAGCCAUGUGAAGGGCCUGGGGCUGGAUGAGAACGGCAUGGCCAAGCAGGCGGCCGCUGGGCUCGUCGGGCAGGAGAACGCACGGGAGGCAUGUGGGGUAAUAGUGGAGCUAAUUAAAAGCAAGAAAAUGGCUGGGAGAGCGGUGCUGCUGGCGGGACCUCCUGGAACUGGCAAGACUGCUUUGGCUUUAGCCAUUGCCCAGGAACUAGGCAAUAAAGUUCCAUUUUGCCCCAUGGUUGGCAGUGAAGUUUAUUCCACAGAGAUCAAGAAAACGGAGGUCCUGAUGGAGAAUUUCCGGAGAGCCAUCGGACUGCGGAUAAGAGAGACUAAGGAGGUGUAUGAAGGUGAGGUGACAGAGCUGACUCCCUGUGAGACUGAGAAUCCAAUGGGAGGAUAUGGCAAGACAAUCAGCCAUGUUAUCAUUGGACUGAAAACUGCAAAAGGAACAAAACAGCUAAAGCUUGAUCCCAGUAUCUAUGAGAGUCUGCAGAAGGAGCGAGUAGAAGUUGGAGAUGUGAUCUACAUUGAAGCAAACAGUGGAGCUGUUAAGAGGCAAGGCCGAUGCGAUACAUACGCCACAGAAUUCGACCUUGAAGCCGAGGAGUACGUCCCCCUGCCUAAGGGAGAUGUUCACAAGAAAAAAGAAGUGAUUCAGGACGUCACCCUGCACGACCUGGAUGUUGCCAAUGCACGGCCACAGGGAGGACAGGACAUUCUGUCUAUGAUGGGACAGCUCAUGAAGCCAAAGAAAACAGAAAUUACAGAUAAGCUGAGAGCAGAAAUCAACAAAGUGGUGAACAAAUACAUUGACCAAGGGAUUGCAGAACUUGUCCCGGGCGUGCUGUUUAUAGAUGAAGUGCACAUGUUGGAUAUAGAAUGUUUUACUUACCUCCACCGUGCCCUAGAGUCAUCCCUUGCACCCAUUGUCAUCUUCGCUACCAACCGAGGCAACUGCAUUAUUAGGGGCACAGAAGAUGUGGCGUCUCCUCAUGGCAUACCCCUGGAUCUCCUGGACAGAGUAAUGAUCAUACGUACCAUGCUGUAUACACCGCAGGAAAUGAAGCAGAUCAUUAAGAUCCGAGCUCAGACAGAAGGGAUUAACAUUAGUGAAGAGGCCUUGAAUCACCUUGGAGAAAUUGGUACCAAGACAACAUUAAGGUACUCUGUUCAGCUGCUCACCCCGGCUAACCUGCUGGCCAAGAUCAAUGGCAAAGACAGUAUCGAAAAAGAGCACGUGGAAGAAAUAAAUGAACUAUUCUAUGAUGCAAAGUCCUCUGCCAAAAUCCUUGCUGAGCAGCAAGAAAAGUUCAUGAAAUGAGAAAGGGAGGGUCCCUCUGCUGGAGCAGAAACCCCCUAGUACUGCACAGGGUUCUAUUUAUAUCGGAAGGAACAGAGCGGGGCAUCGGCAGUACCCCCGAUAUGGGACAGUGCGGCACUGAACUGAUAUACACCUUGCAUUAGUUCAUUCUUGGAUUUAUCAAUCCCAACAUUUUUCUUUUGAUAUAGAAAAUAACGUUUAUAAUGUUUUUCAUUAAAUAUUUAAACCUCAAAUAGG
Xenopus tropicalis (tropical clawed frog) is the source of this 1774-nucleotide messenger RNA. It is a transcript of the gene ruvbl1, whose product is annotated as RuvB like AAA ATPase 1. Gene Ontology annotation, cellular component: dynein axonemal particle; nucleus. The transcript has 11 exons. The coding region runs from base 167 to 1537 and encodes 456 amino acids. Gene Ontology annotation, molecular function: DNA helicase activity; ATP-dependent activity, acting on DNA; ATP binding. The record is from RefSeq and is a predicted model, not a curated record. Lineage: Eukaryota; Metazoa; Chordata; Amphibia; Anura; Pipidae.